Messenger RNA from Anas platyrhynchos (mallard), 11618 nucleotides. It is a transcript of the gene PAPPA, whose product is annotated as pappalysin 1. Gene Ontology annotation, biological process: proteolysis; cell surface receptor signaling pathway. NCBI's taxonomy places the organism in Eukaryota, Metazoa, Chordata, Aves, Anseriformes, Anatidae. Gene Ontology annotation, molecular function: metalloendopeptidase activity. The record is from RefSeq and is a predicted model, not a curated record.
AAAUAAAUAGAUUAGAGCAUCUUUUGGGGGGAGGGAAAUCAGUGGGUCUGAGUCUUGGAGAAAGCUGGGGGGGUUGUUUUGUUUUUUUUUGUUUUGUGUGUGUGUGAGUGUGUGUGUGUGUUUUUUUUAAGAAGAAAAAAAAUAAAGGGAAGAAAAUCCAGCAGAGAAAAGAAGAGAGAGAGGAAUUCCAGCUGUGGAGGAAUAGAGGAGAAGAAGACAGAUAGAGGAGGAAGAACAGAGAAAUACAUUUCAACCAAGAAGGAGUUUUGAUUUAUUUUAUUUUUAUUUGUUUUAAGGAAAAAAAAAUCUAUAAGCAGGAAAAAGAAAGAAAGAAAAAGAAAAAAAGAAAAGAAAAAGCAACUGAGAAGGGUUAUAAAAAGAGCAAAUACCAAGAAGGGUGAACAAGAGAAGAAAGUCAAGGCAAGGAGGAGCCCAAAGCUGGCAGAUCGGGAGGAUUUGCAGGGGAGAAGGGGGGGGAAGAUUGGAAAUGCAGCUCUGGAGUUUGCUGCUGCCUCUUGCGCUUCUCUGUACAGCCCUAGCCAGUGGACCCGAAUGUGGGAUGGACGAGCGCUCCCGCAGGGCAAGAAGGGACACCAGGCACAGCCGCCAGCUCCUCUACACUGCCCCGGGCACCUGUGCCACCAGGUUAGCCCGAGGAAGGCGCUCCACUGCUGGGCUGGAGCCUGGGCAUGUCCCCCGCAGGAGGCAACAGCGGGAGGUAAAGGACGAAGAGGAGUCCCUUACCCCGAGCAGGGCGCUCUAUUUCAGUGGACAAGGUGAUCAGCUGCGGCUGAAGGCAGAUAUUGAGCUGCCCCGAGAUGCCUUCACUUUGCAAGUGUGGCUGAAAGCUGAAGGAGGACAGAGAUCUCCGGCUGUCAUUGCAGGACUUUAUGACAAAUGUUCUUACACCUCCCGUGACCGAGGAUGGGUCCUGGGGAUUAACACCGUGAGUGACCAGGGGAAUAGAGACCCCCGCUAUUUCUUCUCUCUGAAGACGGACCGUGCUCGCAAAGUUACCACCAUUGCAGCACAUCGCAGCUACCUCCCCAACCAGUGGGUGCAUCUGGCUGCCACGUACGAUGGGCACCUGAUGAAACUCUAUGUGAAUGGUGCCCAGGUAGCCACAAGUGGAGAGCAAGUGGGCAGCAUCUUCAGUCUUCUGACCUUGAAGUGCAAGGUGCUCAUGGUUGGAGGAAAUGCCCUGAACCAGAACUAUCGGGGCUAUGUAGAGCACUUCAGCCUCUGGAGGACAGCCCGGUCUCAGAAGGAGAUCUUGUUGGACAUGGGCCAGGCAAUUCACAGACAAGACACGCCUCUACCUCAGCUAGUUCUUCAAGACAGUUUACUGAAUGUGAAAAACACCUGGUCUCCCAUGAAGGAUGGCAGCAGUCCUCAGAACAAGUACAGCUACCAUCAUGGCUAUUUGCUGGAUACCAGCCUAGAGCCUCCUCUCUGCGGACAGACAGUCUGUGACAACACGGACGUCAUUGCCAGCUACAACAAGCUCCCCAGCUUCCGCCGUAACAAAAUAGUUCGCUACCGUGUGGUAAACCUCUACGAUGACAAGCACCAGAACCCCACUGUCAGCCAGCAGCAGAUCGAGUUCCAGCAUCAGCAUUUAAAUGAGGCUUUCAGCCGCUACAACAUCACCUGGGAGCUGGAGGUGCUGGAGGUGAAGAACUCUUCCCUUCGCCACCGACUCAUCCUGGCCAACUGCGAUAUCAGCAAGAUCGGGGAUGAGAACUGUGAUCCCGAGUGCAACCACACCUUGACUGGCUACGACGGGGGAGACUGCCGACACGUGCGCCACACGCUCUUCAACAAGAAGAAGCAGAACGGUGUGUGUGACAUGGAUUGUAAUUACGAGAGAUACAACUUUGAUGGUGGGGAAUGCUGUAACCCGGAGAUAACAGAAGUCACCAAGACAUGCUUUGACCCAUAUUCUCCUUACAGAGCAUACUUAGAUGUCAAUGAACUGAAGAACAUACUCAAGCUGGAUGGAUCCACACACCUCAACAUCUUCUUUGCCAACUCCUCCGAGGAAGAGCUGGCUGGAGUGGCAACUUGGCCCUGGGACAAGGAAGCCUUGAUGCAUCUAGGUGGCAUCGUGCUGAAUCCUUCCUUCUAUGGGAUUCCUGGCCACACUCACACGAUGAUCCAUGAAAUCGGGCACAGCCUGGGGCUCUACCAUGUCUUCCGGGGCAUCUCAGAGAUCCUCUCCUGCAGCGAUCCAUGCAUGGAAACGGAGCCCUCCUUCGAGACUGGAGACCUCUGCAGUGACACCAACCCCGCUCCUAAGCACAAGCUGUGCGGGGAUCCGGGACCUGGCAACGAUACGUGUGGUUUUCACAGCUUCCUAAACACGCCCUUCAGUAACUUCAUGAGCUAUGCAGACGAUGACUGCACCGACUCCUUCACGCCCAACCAAGUGGCCAGGAUGCACUGCUACCUGGACCUCGUCUACCAGAGCUGGCAGCCUGCGAAGAAGCCGGCUCCUAUUGCAAUUGCCCCCCAGAUUGUGGCUCGGACCUCCGCCUCUGUCACCCUGGAGUGGUUUCCUCCCAUCGAUGGACACUUCUUUGAAAGAGAAGUGGGAUCAGCAUGUGAUCUGUGUGUGGAAGGAAGAGUCCUGGUGCAGUACGCCUUCAGCGCCUCCUCCCCGAUGCCCUGUGAUCCCUCGGGGCACUGGAGCCCGCGGGAAGCAGAAGGGCACCCUGACGUUGAACAGCCUUGUAAAUCCAGUGUCCGAACGUGGAGUCCCAACUCGGCAGUCAACCAACACACGGUGCCCCCCGCCUGUCCCGAGCCGCAGGGCUGCUACCUGCAGCUGGAAUUUCGUUAUCCCCUGACUCCAGAGUCCCUCACAGUCUGGGUGACCUUUGUUUCCCCGGACUGGGACUCCAGCGGAGCGGUGAAUGACAUCAAGUUGCUCACUGUCAGCGGGAAGAACAUUUCUCUUGGGCCGCAGAACGUCUUCUGCGACAUCCCAUUGACCAUAAAGCUGGAUGUGAGGCAAGUGGGCGAGGAGGUGUACGGGAUCCAGAUCUACACGCUGGAUGAGCAUCUGGAAAUCGAUGCUGCCAUGCUGAGCUCCGUUCCCCACAGCACGCUGUGCACGGACUGCAAACCCAUCCAGUACAAAGUCGUUCGGGAUCCUCCUUUCCAGUCCGGAUCUCCAGUUGUCAUCUCAAACCUCAGCAGAAGAUUUGUCGACACGGAACUGAGCGACGGGACCACGUACACGUACCAGGUCGUCAUUGUUUCCGGGGCAGAGGAGAGCGAGCCUUCCCCCGCGCUUGUGUAUAUCUCUGGAAGUGGAUACUGCGGAGACGGGAUUAUCCAAACAGACCUGGGGGAAGAAUGUGAUGACAUGAAUAAGAUCAACGGUGAUGGCUGCUCCCUAUUCUGCCUGCAGGAGUUAUCCUUUAAUUGCAUCGAUGAACCCAGCAGGUGCUAUUUCCACGAUGGUGAUGGAGUAUGUGAAGAAUUCGAGCAAAUGACCAGCAUCAAAGACUGUGGCGUUUACACUCCCAAAGGCUUCCUCGAUCAGUGGGCUUCCAAUGUCUCCGUCUCACAUCACAGUGACCAGCAGUGUCCAGGAUGGGUGGUCAUCGGUCAGCCAGCAGCAACCCAGACGUGUCGAACGAAGGUGAUUGACUUGAACGAUGGCGUCUCUCAGUAUGCCUGGUAUCCCUGCACAGCCAACUUCCAGUACUCCCACAUGACACAGACCAUUUUCUGGCUGAAGGCUUAUUUUUCCCAGCCAAUGGUAGCUGCGGCAGUCCUCGUUCACUUGGUCACUGAUGGCACCUACUACCUGGAUCAGAAGCAGGAGACUAUUGGUGUGCAGCUGUUUGACACCAAAGAGCAAAGCCAUGAUCUUGGUGUCCACGUCCUGAGCUGCAGGAACAAUCCCCUGAUUAUCCCCGUCAUCCAUGACCUCAGUCACCCUUUUUAUCACACCCAGGCUGUCCUCAUUAGCUUCAGCUCCCAGUUUGUGGCCAUCUCCGGGGUGGCCCUGCGUUCCUUCCACAACUUCGACCCCAUCACCAUCAGCAGCUGCCAGCGAGGACAGACCUACAGCCCGGCGGAGCAGAGCUGUGUCCACUACUCCUGCGAAGCCACCGACUGCCAGAAGCUGGAGAUAGAGAACGCGCUGCUGAACUGCACCGGUGGCGGGUGGUACGAUGGUGCCCAGUGCAACGUGAGCUGCAAGACGGGCUACAUUUUGCAAGUCCAGCGGGACGAUGAUCUCAGCAAGAGCCAGAUGGAGUCCAGCGUCACCAUGACUUGCACAGAUGGGAAGUGGAACAAGCAAGUGACCUGCGAGCCUGUGGACUGUGGUGUCCCAGACCAGUACCAUGUCUACCCAGCCACCUUCAACUGCAGCGAGGGGACCACCUUUGGCAAGAAAUGCUCCUUCACUUGCCGACCUCCUGCUCUUCUGAAAGGAAACAACAGCAACUUGACCUGCAUGGAGGAUGGGCUGUGGUCCUUUCCAGAAGCCCUGUGUGAGCUGAUGUGUCGAGCACCCUCCAUCGUCCCUAAUGCAGAUCUCCAGACUACUCGUUGCCGGGAAGAUAAGCACAAAGUGGGCUCAUUUUGCAAGUACAAAUGCAAACCAGGUUACCAUGUCCCUGGAUCCUCCAGAAAAGCAAGGAAGCGAGCCUUUAAGAUCCAGUGCACACAAGACGGCACGUGGCUGCCAGGCGCUUGCGUGCCCGUUACCUGCGACCCUCCACCAUCCAAGUUUCACGGGCUCUACCAGUGUUCCAAUGGGUUCCAGUUCAACAGCGAGUGCAGGAUCAAGUGUGAAGAUGAUGACAAUCAGUCGGGCCGUGGAAGCAACGUGAUUCAUUGCCGGAAGGAUGGCACCUGGAGCGGCUCCUUUCAUCUCUGCAGGGAAAUGCAGGGCCAGUGCGCCCUGCCCACGCAGCUCAACAGCCACCUGAAGCUGCAGUGCUCCGGCGGCUACGGCAUAGGCGCAGAGUGUACCACCUCGUGUCUGGAUCACAGUCAUGAGCCCAUCCUCCUGCGUGUGAACGAGACUGUGCAAGACAUCCAACACUGGAUGAACCCUCAAAGAGUGAAGAGCGUUGUCUGCACGGCAGGACUCAAGUGGUACCCUCACCCUUCCCUGAUUCAUUGUGUCAAAGGCUGCGAGCCUUUCAUGGGGGACAACUACUGUGACUCCAUCAACAACCGAGCCUUCUGCAACUAUGAUGGUGGGGACUGCUGUGCCUCAACAGUCAAGACCAAAAAGGUUACUCCCUUCCCAAUGUCCUGUGACCUACAAGGAGAGUGUGCUUGCCGGGACCCCAACGCCCAGGAGCACAACCAGAAAGACCUCCGUGGCUUCAGUCUUGGGUAACGCCAAGCGACAUGGAAUGGAGGACCACACUGCUCAAGGCAGGCUAGGAGAGACACCACAUCCCUUUUGGUAUCGUUUUUAACAUUUAGCUGCUCAACUGGAUGGCAUUUCUGCACCAGGGACCCUUAGAAUUCAACCAGUCUGCCUUUAAUUUUUGUCCAAGGAGAACUCAAAGUAGGGGUUUAUGUAUUAACGAUAUCUUAAAUAGUGAUGACAAGAAACAAACAACCAAGAGUCAAGUUGAGAAGACUUUCAUGUAUCAAAACAGCAUGUUAUGCCCACCUAAUUUGAACAGUUCAUAUCUAGAUUUAAGGCGAGAAACAAGCUAUUUAUGUACACAUAUUUAUAGAAAUAAGUAGAGAAAGAGAGAGAAAGAGUGAGAGAUUAUGAUCAACGCAAAAACAAUUUCCCCUCUCCAGCACUCACAACUCAGACCGUUCAUGGAAGAGGCUGUGCUCUUGGAGGACUCCAGGCUGAGCCUUUUCUGAUGCUGAAUGCCAAGGUAUCUCAUGCUCGGGGCACUGAGGUUGGGGUGGGGUCUCCACAGGACUGUGCCUUUGGCAAGUGACUUGCCAGACGCCCAGCCAGCUCGAGACGUGGGUUGCAUCUGCUCCUCACAGGAACGCUACUUCCAGCCAGGGAGCUCAGCAGACUGCAGUGGCCUUUCUGUACAGCUCCUCCUUCUCCCCCUGCCCUCAAAAAGCAAACAAAAAGCCCCUUUGUAGCCUGUCUGGAAGCCAUAGGGCUGUGGGGACGUUUCUGUGUGGAGGCGGGCAGGUGGUCCCUCAGUGGAGCCAGGGAGUGGGGAGUCUAAGGACUGGCAUUGAGGAAUGUGGAUGAUUGCUUCUGAGGAGCAGAGAGGGUAACUCGCCCCCGCACUUGUCAUUUGAGCAUGUCUGCUGCUGCUACUCCUGCUGCUAUGUCCCAUACAACUAGUUUCCUUACUGUGUCAGGACAGGGUGAAAACAACCCCAUGCAACCAAACAGUCUGCCUUAAAGCUUACCUACAACCUGCCUUUCAAACCCUCUGGUCUCUUCCUCAGCAUUGGGGCAAGAAAACAGGACACCAGCCAGCCAAAGGAAUCUGCUUUUUGGUCUCCACCCACUCAAGGGGUUCUCCAAACCUCCUCCACCCUGCUCUUAGGGGUCUGUCUGUCAAACAACUGCUUCACGCUCCUGGUUUCCUAGGAGGGGGGAAGAGGAGGAGGCACGUGCUACGGGGAGACAGUAUUACAAUUUUGGCCAUAUUUGUCAGUAUUAAGCUUCCAGGCCUGUGGGACAGACACCUUUGGUAGACCAGGAGCUUAGCUGCUUGUAAUCUUCCAGCAGGAAGGGCAUUAGCUGCAGCAGCCCUCAUCCUUCCUUCUCUCAUAGCUCCGUCCUCCUGUUUCAGCCCCGAGGGGCCCACGUUGUGCCAGACUCCUGGGGAUGCGUUUCAUCGUAGGGUUCACCACGUUGAGUCACUGAGGUGCCCAGUGCAUCUAGUGCUGUCGCUGCUGCUACAACCCACCCCACAUAAAUCCCAGAGAUGUCUCCAGCGUGGCCUGAGCUUGUCUCCUGCUGCUUCGGGUUCCUGCUAGGAGGAGCACGUUUCUGAAAGGGCAUCCCCCCAGGUGUUAAUACUGUCUGUUCCUUGGGACUCUCCUGACGUGUACAAUCUACUGGUUAAAGACAGGAUGGAAAGAUUUUUUCCUACUCUUGCUUGUUUGAAUAUUUAAGCACUACAGCAAGACAUAAGUGUAAGGGGAAGCAGUUAACUCAUGGAGAUGGAUGUAAAAAUAAGUAGGAAAACUGGAAAUGGAAAAAUGACUGAGUUGUAGGUGCAAAGAGCCAGGCUAUUCUCACCCACCCUUGGGGUUGUUUCUGUCGGAAUAAACCCGAGAUGAAUCUCAAAAGCUGAAAUUUAGAGGCCUGGAGAGGCGGUUGGCAAAAGAAGGCGAGGAGCUCUCUGCUGGAAAGCUCCUGGUGAUGCCUGAGGGCGGCCUGGCGAUGGGUGCUGUGUGGAUGACUGUCCCCACCAGGCAGGGCUGCAGGGGAAGGGAGGCGCAGUGGUGUCAGGGCUCCUUCCACGGAGUUAGGUCAAACGUCCACCAGAGCAGAGAGCAUUAGCAAAAACUGAUCCUGGGAAAACUUCCCCUCGUGCCCCUUGCCCCCCGGUUAAUAAUGGAAGUGUGUUAGUGAGAAGGUUGCUUCCUUCUCGUCUGCUCAUCCUCUUCUUUUCUGUAGGCAGUUGGCUUCAGGUGCCAUCCAGCCCAUCAGAAGAGCUCAAAACCUCAAAAGCCUUUCAGGCUGCCAACUCAUCAGGUCCUCACUGCCUGGGGCACUUGGCAGGAUCAGCCCCUCCACGCCACCUGCAUUUCACCCUUGCAGGGAGCCCUGGUUCAGGUGCUGCAUGCAUCCUGCUGGCAGCUCAGUUUGCAAAGUCCCUUUCUCCGUUAUGCAGCUCAGCAUGGAGGAAGUUUUCCAUCUGCUUUUCCCACCUAGCACAUUGCCCGGGAGACAGGUCGGUGUUAGCAUUAGUGCCACUUGCUGCUGUGGGCUCCUGCGAGCUCAGGACCCUUUUGAGCAACUUUGGGUGGCCAGAGCCAGCCUCUGCUCACAGAGCUGGAGUCCUCCUCAGCUCAGGGGAGAUGGUGGCCUCUCCCAGCACAGUUUCACACCUCAGCUUCACUCCUACAGCCUGGGAGCGACUGCUCGUGGCCGAGUCCCUUCCCCACAGGGAGGCCUUCAACAUGCUGCUAUUGAUUUUUUUUUUCUAAUUGCCAUGUCAGCACUGGCCAUCUCCUCCAUGAACAGAAGUGCUGCUCUGAGUCUUAUUAAAUCCAGGAACAGAUUGCACUGAGGCAAAGCUUUGGCCUCUGUGUUUAGGGGCUGCACCAUGCUCCCAGGGGAGUGAGGAAGGAGGACCAUGGGGCACGGGUGCCUGCCCACCUCCUGUGCCUCUUCCCUGGGGCACGGCCAGAGGGGUCCUUGCAGCAUCUCCCCCCUGUAAGGGCCUUGAUUGCCUGGUGGAGUCCCAUGGGAAGACCCUCUGUGACUGAUGGACAUGGAGUGGGAGGUGAGAGGGAUGCUGCACAACCUCCUCCCGGGUGGUGGCACAGGGCGAAAUCAAACAAGAAGCUUGAGGCAACACGAGAGGGUGCUCGUGCUGAUGCAAUUUAGCUGCUUACAAAGUCCAGGUCACAUCAGUGCCAAGAGCAUCUCUGCCACAGACUGUGAGCCAAGGCUGCACCCACGGGGCCACCAGCCGGCCUCCUUGGCCACCGGUGGGCUCUGUGGCCAGCGGGAGGGCAAGCUGGAGCAGAAAGCGGUGAACGGUGCGGGAUGGGGUGGGAAACUCCUAUCAGCUGCUACCCCGCUCCCUCCCCACCCUCUCGCAGAUGGGCUGAGCUGGUGUCCUCCUGCUUUUCUUGCAUCUUCCGCUGUCCCCCCCAGGCUGAGAAAGGAGGAUGGCACCAGAGGACUCUUGGAGUCGGGUUCCAGCUACCUCCCUUCCGGUUUCACUUGGUUGUAACUGUCGGUUUGUUCUAGGUUUUACCUGUGUUUAAGAAAAAAAAAAAAAAAAAAGGACAAAAAAAAAAAAGAGAGAGAGAGAGAGAAACAAAACCCAAUAGCCAACAAAAGUUUCUUGCUGCAACUGAUUCAAGUGGGGAAAAAAUACCAAUUGUGAGGCUUUACAGAGAGGAAGAAAAUGAAAAAAAAAAAAAAAAGAAAAAAAAAAAGAGAAAAGAAAACCCGCAUAAUCCAAAUCCAAGAAGAGCAAAGCCUAUUUUUGUGUGUUUGAAAGGAAAACACUGAUUCUGCCAGCUGAGUAGAGCUAGAUACUUAAGUGUAGAUUUCCCUAGAAGUACCGUGAGGUUUUAUAACAUUGUCUGGUUUUGUUUUCCUUGUACUUUGUGAUAAGUCCAGGAACUAAGGCUAAGGUAUUUUUCCCCUGGUAUAUUGUUGUUUGGGGGGGGAGGGGGGGAGUUUAUUUUUUUUUUCCAGAUUAUUUUUUUAAGUGUGUAUUUGUGCUUAUUUUUUACAUUAUCCGACUGUACGUACGCAUUUAACCAGUAUUUCACUGUGCUCUAAUUACUGCACUCAGAAGCACUGCACAGUCUGAAUCCCGAAGAGCUGCGGGAGGGAGCGGGAGGGGAAGGAGCACGCUGCUGUGUCAGCAGCCAGGGGAUGCUCCCCAGCACUGGAAGCAGGGCACCGACGUCCCCUUCCCCAGCUCCAGCCCAUUGCUUCCAUUCGAGGCCAAGCUAGAAGACAGGAGGGCACAGGGUGAAGUCAGCCAAGGCUGGGAUGCCCGAGGGGGGUUCAGAGCUGGAAGUUUGUUGUUUUAAUGUUUUUGGAUGGUGUGGAGCUUACCAGCCUUUCGGCCUCAUCCUGCCCUCCCCUGCCCGAUCCCUGGAUGCCCCAGUGAGAGCUGGUGGGCAUGGUCGUGUCACGGGGAGAGUACCCUGUGCCCAGUUUAGACAACGCUCUUGAUACCUUCAUGAUCGUGGGCCCCAUUUUGGUCUUUGAGCUGAUGUCCUUCAUGUUUCUUCCAUGCCACCCCGUCAUCCAGGACAGGCCAUCUCCUGCCAGGGAGAGACCCCUUUCCACUGGAGGCCCUUGACCACUGAGUUCAGUGGGAGCUUGACCAAGGCAGGAGCAGGUCCAGGUGGCCCAAGCUGUACUUUCUUGGAGCUACGGGUGAUUUGGACAGUCAGGGUUUGGUGUUGGGCUGCUCCUGCCACCCGGGGAACCAGUGUUGAAAACCCCUGGUUGCUUUAGGAAGAACAAAGUGGGGCUUAAGUCUUAGUUUGGCAAACUGAUUUUUUUCCCCUUUUCACCGGAUCUACACAUCCAAGAUUCAAUGAGAAGAAUAAUCGCUUCCUCUGAGGCCAGUAACAAGAGCUUGCGUUGGCUUCACGUGACAGAUGAGGAGUCUUGGUGCUACUUGUUGGUGUUGUUAGUCCUGUUAGGUCGAGAUGCAGAGCUAACGAGUCAGGAGUUGUCUUUGGUUCCCAUUCUGGUUUGGUCUUUUGGUUUUUCAUUCAUUCGGUGAGGCCACAAUUCAGCCACCAGUUUCCAUCUUCUGAGUGCAAAGAACCAGGGCUUUAACGAAACAUUUCACCAGCAAUUAAAGAGGGAAUUGGAACCAUUGCGGAGUUUGCAUUGUACGGCCUCUGUAAUUACGUACCUGUCUGCAGAUGAUAGGCUGAAUUUUGCUUCCAUCGAGUCAACAGGGGGGUUUUGUUGUUGUUGUUGUUGUUGUUGACUUCACUGGGAGCAGGAUUGAGCCGUACUAUAUAUAUAAAUAUAUAUAUAAAUAUAUAUAUGAUAUAUAUAUAAUAUUAUAUGUGUAAUAUUAUAUAUAUAUAUCAAUGUAAUAUUUACAAAUAAAACUGUGAUCUCGUCUAGAGAAAAAUGUAUUCAUAUUACCAACUGCUCUUCCAUAUUUAUGUAUCAUAUUGUAUCUUUUUAUUAUUGUUAUAAUUAUUAUGAUUAUUAUGGUUAUUAUUAUUAUUAUUAUGGAAUCUUUCUUGGCACCUUUUGGAAGCCACGUCAACCAAUACUCCAAUGAAGUGCUGAGGAUCUAUUUUCACAAGAAUUCUACUGGUCUACUGUAUAAAAGAGAAAAGAAAAAAAAAAAAAAAAAAAAAGAAACAAGCAAAAUACAGUUCAACCCUUAAUUCUGUACCUCACGCCUGUACGUUUGCUGCUCCGAUUUUGGGUUUUAUUUUGCGUUCGUUUUUUUUUUUUUUUAACGGAUCUAAUUUAAGUCUCCAAGCAAUAUAUAAAGAUGUAAAUAGUAAAGCUUAUUUAUUAAGAUUGUCAUCUUUUUUAAUUUAUAUUUACACAAUUGUUCAUCUAAUUUAUUUUUUUUUCAAUACAGUUUUUAACAGUUGUCCUUUUUUGGUUCAUGAGGUUUUUUAAAUCAUUUUCACAGAAUUUCUUUAUACAGGUCUUUUUCUUUCUUUUAAUAAACAACAACUUCCUCUGGUCUUUCAAAAACAGGUCAUGUUUCACUCAAAAAAAAAGUUAUGUCAGAUUCAUCAGAAAUAUUUUGCCAUUGUUGAUUCCUAUACCCUAAAGUUCUAUAUUAUAUAAAUAUAUAAUACCUUGUAUGCUUAAAUAUUUAACUGUGUGAUUUUGUAUAUAUCUUCAUACACAUGCUCACACACAUAUGAGGGUUAAUGUCCCCAAAUGUUGGGAGAACAGAGAAUCAGAAACACAAACAAUAUAAGCUUGUAUUAAAGAGUUCUGAACUGGA